UUACACACAUAAGAUGUACCAAGAGUUGGUAGAGGAAGUAUCGUUUAUAAUUUUCAAUGGAAAGUUUGAAUAUCACCAAUGUCAAAUAAUUGUUUGACCCAAAAAAAAGAAAAGGAAAAGGAAAAAGGAAAAGGACUAAAGUAGCUUCAACCUUUGGGACUCUGUGUGACUGUGCAUGUACUAUGUUCCUUCCUUAAUAGCAAAGACCUCUUCAGUCGUUGGUUCGUCAACAACACUCACUCAUUGAGGCAGGCAGGUGACUCUGAAAGAGGGACACCAUGUCAAUUUUUCUUGAAGUUUUGAAAUGCCUCUUUUGUAUUGAAGAUGAGCGUGAGAAUUAUGAUUAUAAUCAGAUUCCCAGACAAACUUAUGAUUCUAAAAUUUCCUAUAGAAACCGCUCCCCACCCUUGACUUCUACUAAUCAAUCUCCAGCCUUCUAUAACUAUAAAGCCCCAUCACCUCCAUCUCAACCAGUCAAAUCUCCCUUUAGUUCAUCUUCAUCAUCCCCUAAGCCUCCGACAUCUUCAUCGAAACCGCUGCAAUCUUCUUAUAUCAGUACAUCUUCUCCAUCUCCUAAAUUCCCAACAUCUUCUUCUUCUUCAACAUUCCCUAAGCCCCCAACAUCUUCAUCUAAGCUGCCUCAAUCAACUUUUGUUAAUCCAUCUUCUUCCAAUGCAUCUCCAUUUAUUCUUGAAUUCCCAACAUCUGUAUCUAAACUACAACAAUCUUCUUCUGUUGAUCAGCGUUCAGCAUUGCCUAAACCCCCGACAUCUUCAUCUAAGCUGCCCCAAUCCACUCUUGUUAGUCCAUCUUCACCAUCCCUUCAACUCCGAACACCUUCAUCUAGACCAUCUCCUCCUAUACUGUCUACAUCCUCCUUUAAACCACCUCAGGCUUCAUCAAAAUCACAUUCAUCAUCGCCAAAUCCUCCAACAUCUUCAAAACCAUCACCAUCCUCGGGACGGCCAGCGUCUUCCACUACACUCCCUCCAAUCUUUAAGCAAGUUCUAUCCCCAGCCUCCUCAGAUGUAAUAAAUGAAAAGGGGAAGAAAAGUUAUGUAUCGGUUGAAAAGGGUUCAUUACCUAUAUUCACGAUUCCUGAGGAUUUCAAAGAUUUGAUCAAGAAUGACAUUGUGCCUAAAGUUCUUAAACAGCCUCUGUCUCCCACGACAUAUAAGGAUUACUUUGCUGCUCUGUUAUACGCUGAAGAGUUCUACCAUGAGAAAUGGGCUGAUUUCAAUAUGAAGAAUGUGACACUGAAGUUGCAAAAAGCAUCAGUUUACAAAAAUCUGGACAAGGAAGAGAAAACCUUCGUAGAAUUUAUGAUUGAUUCUGUUCCUGAAAAUCGGCCAUUCCUUUUGUCGAGGGACUUAGUCUAUGUGAGGCCAUCAGGUACAAAUGCUGAGCAGUUUCAGGGCAUUAUAAAUCGCAUUAUUAGGAGCAAUCUUGUAUUAGUGGAAUUUGAAUAUGAAUUUUAUGAUUAUCAUUAUUCGACCCAAAAAUAUGAUGUCAGCUUCUCAUUCAAUCGAGUAUGUUUGAAAAGAGCUCACCAAGCAGUUCAAACAGCAUCGGAUACUUUGUUUCAGAACUUCCUCUUUCCUGAUGGUGUUUCCCGUACGAGCAUUCCCACCGCACCAGCGCUGCUGUCUGGCCGUCACAAACUUGACGCCAAACAAUUAUCUGCUGUUCGUCAAAUUUUAAGCAUUAAGGGCUCACCACCUUACUUGGUGGCUGGCCAGCUUUGUGUUGAAAGGAACGUUUUUAGGCCGUCGAGAACUGGAGCAGUUGUUUGUGAAGCAGUGCACCAGUUAUGUCAAACCUCACUCAAAAAUAGGAUUCUGAUAUGUGCUCCUAGUAACAGCUGUUGUGAUGGGAUUAUGAGAAGCUUGUUGAAAGUGAUUCCAGAGUCAGAUAUGUUUCGAGCCAACGCUGCAUUCCGUGAGAAAGAUGAGGUGCCUGAUGACAUCCUCCCAUCAUGCCUUUACGAAGACCCUUAUUUCUCUUGUCCUCCAACUGAGAAGCUUAAAAAAUUCAGGGUGAUUUUCUCGACUCUCAUGAGUAGCUUUCGGCUACAUGAUAAAGGCCUAACUUCUGGACAUUUUAGUCAUAUUUUUCUGGUAGAUGCUUCAUCUGCCAUUGAGCCAGAAACAGCAGUGGCCUUAACUAAUUUUGCAGAAAAAAGUACUACUGUUAUAGUCACUGGUCAACCAGGAGAUAAUUCACGUUGGGUUCGAGCAGACAUGGCAAGGCAAAAGGGACUGAAGAUUUCAUACUUCGAGAGACUUCUCAAGUCAAGGCCAUAUAGAAGCCUCAACCCAAUGCUUAUCACACAACUGGACCAGUAGCAAAAGCCACACUCAGCAACACCUACAGGCUUUUGCAUUAAGCUUAAAAUGCUUUGCAUAAUUGCACAAAACAUUUGACUGUUUGCUGUUUAAAUUUCUUGGUUCAUAAGCCACAACCUAAAGAUAUUAGGGUGACUGUUUUGUUGUAAGUAGCCUUCUGCAACGUGUGGUGAUUGUUUUUAUUUGUGAUUGUUUUCUUGUCAAAUUAUUAAUCGCCCUCCUAGGCUACCUUACCUCAACCUCCUGCAUGUUCAGAUCCUCUACUAUCUGUAUCAAUUUUGUUUCUUAACACAUUAGAACCAUGACCAGAUUGAUUACAUCAGUAACA
Molecule: messenger RNA, 2673 nt
Organism: Prunus persica (peach)
Lineage: Eukaryota; Viridiplantae; Streptophyta; Magnoliopsida; Rosales; Rosaceae
Product: probable RNA helicase SDE3
Exons: 4
Coding region: 279-2345 (688 amino acids)
Source: RefSeq, a predicted model, not a curated record